Messenger RNA from Aplosporella prunicola CBS 121167, 1350 nucleotides. RefSeq lists its product as uncharacterized. The transcript has 3 exons. Bases 1 to 1350 code for a protein of 449 amino acids. Gene Ontology annotation, molecular function: mRNA binding. NCBI's taxonomy places the organism in Eukaryota, Fungi, Ascomycota, Dothideomycetes, Botryosphaeriales, Aplosporellaceae. The record is from RefSeq and is a predicted model, not a curated record. Gene Ontology annotation, cellular component: nucleus. Gene Ontology annotation, biological process: RNA processing.
AUGUCCGACAACAAGGUCCAGGCCGUCGAGCCCGACCCGGCUGCCACUUCUCUCCAAAAUGACCAGACCGUCAACCCUCCCGCCGAGACGCCCGUCCAGGCGCCCGUUGACGCGACCAAGCCCGCCGACGAAGCCAAGCCCGCCGAGGAAUCUAAGCCCGCCGACGAGGCUCCCGCCGACAAGCCUAGCAAUGGCGACUCCAAGUCUGAGAGGCCUCGCAGGCAGUUCUCCAACCAAAAGAACCGUAACAACAACAGAUCAGUUCUCACCAGCGAGCCUGAAACCGAUGACCCGGUCUUGAUCCGCAAGCAGGUGGAAUUCUACUUCUCUGACUCCAACCUCCCCGCCGACGCCUACCUCAUGAAGCAGGUUGGCGGUAACGAGAACAAGUCGGUUCCCAUCAAGGUCAUUCACGGCUUCAAGCGCAUGCGCCGCUUCCAGCCCUACUCGGCCGUCGUCAACGCUCUGAAGGAGAGCGACUUCCUCGAGGUUGUGAACAAUGACGAAGAAAUCAAGCGCAAGGUGCCUUUGCCCGAAGAGUACGGCAAGUCCACCGACACUGCGGUCAACAUCUACCAGGACCGCGCCCAGCCGCGCAGCAUCUACGCCAAAGGCUUCGGUGAAGAGACCGCCAGCACCCAGUUCGACAUCGAGGCGUUCUUCAUGCCUUAUGGACCUAUCAAGGCUGUUCGUCUCCGCCGUGACAACCACGACAAGUCCUUCAAGGGCAGCGUGUUUGUCGAGUUUGACAGCGAAGCGACGCAGCAGGCUUUCCUUGCUCUGGACCCUAAGCCCAAGUACAAGGGCCAAGAUCUCGACAUCAAGAGCAAGAAGGAUUACGUCGAGGAGAAGGCCAAGCUGAUCAGCGAAGGCAAGAUUCGUGCGAGCUCUCCUACGAGGCGCGGCCGUGACGGUGGUGACUGGAAGCAGAGUAGGGGUGACUUCCAGAAGAGCGGCGAGUUCCGUGGCCGCGGUGGGCGUGGUGGACGUGGUGGACGGGGCGGCCGGGGCGGCCGUGGUGGCCGUGGUGGCCGUGGCGGUCGCGGUGGCCGUGAUAGCCGUGACAGCCGUGACGACUCUCGGGCUGAGAAGGCUGAGAAGGAGGACAACAAGGAGGCGCCUAAGGAAGCGGAGAACAAGCCGAAGUUCGACAAGAAGUCAGUUUCUUCGCAACGUCAUGACAACGGAAACGCUGCUAACCAAACCACCAGCGGCAUUCCCAUCGUCCAUGCCAGCGAAGCGCCUGCCGCUGACGAAAGCAGCAAGAAGCGCGCUCGCGAGGACGACGGCGCGGCCGAUGGCCAGAACGAAGCGAAGAAGGCCAAGGCUGACGAGGCCACCAUUGCUUAA